This is a messenger RNA of Echinostoma caproni, 642 nucleotides long. NCBI's taxonomy places the organism in Eukaryota, Metazoa, Platyhelminthes, Trematoda, Plagiorchiida, Echinostomatidae. The record is from the annotation of a GenBank genome assembly.
AUGGACUCCGUGGCCAGUAUCUUGCGAGUCCUGGCAACGAAUACAUGUGACAACUCACAGACAGCCUUCGAAAUGGACUCCGUGGCCAGUAUCUUGCGAGUCCUGGCAACGAAUACAUGUGGAUUACUGUGGUCCAUUCUUCAACAAGUAUUACGCAUUGAAGAUCGUCGAUUCCUUUUCCCUCUGGGCGGCAGUCUGCAUCACACAGUGCAUUCGAGCACUCAGGGAACAUUCAGUUUCCAUUCGGCAUUCUGCGUUUGGUGGCAUCCUCGCUUUGGCGAUUGUUGGCCCAACAAGGAGCGUCAUCGUUUGGGUUUUGUUUACGGUGCCCCAUUCGGGCCGAAAAAAAUGCGGCGUGGUUGUGAAGGGUUGGUGAUAUUGAUUCUUGGCGUUGGACAGGCCGAAAAUGCAUAUGUGAACGAAACUUCCGUUUUGUGGGUGUUAAUCGACUGUAAUCACCAUUUUGUUGUUGUUGUUGUUGUUGUUGGUGGUGGUGGUGGUGGUGGUGGUGGUGCUGCUGCUGCUGCUGCUGCUGCUGCUGCUGCUGCUGCUGCUAAUGAUGCGACAUACGUUGACUCACUUAUUAGUCUUGGUCCAGCCCCCUUGCUGCGUAUCCAUCGACUGAUUUGGUGGCAGAGCUGA